This is a messenger RNA of Staurois parvus, 301 nucleotides long. The record is from the annotation of a GenBank genome assembly. Lineage: Eukaryota; Metazoa; Chordata; Amphibia; Anura; Ranidae.
AGCCCUGUACCAUGUGACCUCUGUGAUCAUUCACAGAUUUCACAUGUAGUAAGCAAAGAUGGCAGAAGUGACAUCUUGCUUACACCUAUUCAUGUGAUCACUGAUUGGCCAAUCAGUGAUCACAUAAUCGGGUCCCAUAGAGCAAUCAGUGUACCGCUGUGUCCUCCGGAUCGCGGUGCCGCGUGCUCCCAGGGAACACGCACUGUCCAAAAUGGCGUGCGCCGUACUCCCAGGUAGCGUGCACAAGCAGGGGGCAGGGAGGCCAUUUAUAUAAAUCGCCACCCAACCCUGCACUGCCACC